Molecule: messenger RNA, 2379 nt
Organism: Myotis davidii
Lineage: Eukaryota; Metazoa; Chordata; Mammalia; Chiroptera; Vespertilionidae
Gene: HAS2
Product: hyaluronan synthase 2
Exons: 3
Coding region: 1-1659 (552 amino acids)
Biological process (GO): hyaluronan biosynthetic process; extracellular matrix assembly
Molecular function (GO): hyaluronan synthase activity
Source: RefSeq, a predicted model, not a curated record
AUGCAUUGUGAGAGGUUUCUAUGUAUCCUGAGAAUAAUUGGAACCACACUUUUUGGAGUCUCUCUCCUCCUUGGAAUCACAGCUGCUUAUAUUGUUGGCUACCAGUUUAUCCAAACAGAUAAUUACUACUUCUCUUUUGGACUGUAUGGUGCCUUUUUAGCAUCACACCUCAUCAUCCAAAGCCUGUUUGCCUUUUUGGAGCACCGAAAAAUGAAAAAAUCCUUAGAAACCCCCAUUAAAUUGAACAAAACUGUUGCUCUUUGCAUCGCUGCGUAUCAAGAAGAUCCAGACUACUUACGGAAAUGUUUGCAAUCUGUGAAAAGGCUCACCUACCCUGGGAUUAAAGUGGUCAUGGUCAUAGACGGGAACUCGGAAGAUGACCUCUACAUGAUGGACAUCUUCAGUGAAGUCAUGGGCAGGGACAGAUCAGCCACUUAUAUUUGGAAGAACAACUUUCAUGAGAAGGGUCCCGGUGAGACGGAGGAGUCCCAUAAAGAAAGCUCCCAACAUGUCACCCAGUUGGUUUUGUCCAACAAAAGUAUUUGCAUCAUGCAGAAAUGGGGUGGAAAAAGAGAAGUCAUGUACACGGCCUUCAGAGCCCUGGGACGAAGCGUGGAUUAUGUGCAGGUUUGUGAUUCAGACACCAUGCUAGACCCAGCCUCAUCUGUGGAGAUGGUAAAAGUUUUAGAAGAAGACCCCAUGGUUGGAGGUGUUGGGGGAGAUGUCCAGAUUUUAAACAAGUAUGAUUCCUGGAUCUCCUUCCUCAGCAGUGUGAGAUACUGGAUGGCUUUUAACAUAGAAAGGGCCUGCCAAUCUUAUUUUGGGUGUGUCCAGUGCAUUAGCGGACCUCUGGGGAUGUACAGAAACUCGUUGCUGCAUGAAUUUGUAGAAGACUGGUACAAUCAGGAAUUUAUGGGCAGCCAAUGCAGUUUUGGUGAUGACCGGCAUCUAACGAACAGAGUGCUGAGUCUGGGCUAUGCAACAAAAUACACAGCUCGAUCCAAGUGCCUUACGGAAACACCUGUCGAGUAUCUCCGAUGGUUAAACCAGCAGACCCGUUGGAGCAAGUCAUACUUCCGAGAGUGGCUGUACAAUGCCAUGUGGUUUCAUAAACAUCACUUGUGGAUGACCUACGAAGCGGUUAUCACUGGAUUCUUCCCUUUCUUUCUCAUUGCCACGGUAAUCCAGCUCUUCUACCGGGGUAAAAUUUGGAACAUCCUCCUCUUCUUGUUAACUGUUCAGUUAGUAGGUCUCAUCAAAUCAUCCUUUGCCAGCUGCCUUAGAGGAAAUAUCGUCAUGGUCUUCAUGUCCCUCUACUCAGUGUUGUACAUGUCAAGUUUACUUCCCGCCAAGAUGUUUGCAAUUGCAACGAUAAACAAAGCUGGGUGGGGCACAUCUGGAAGGAAAACCAUUGUUGUUAAUUUCAUAGGACUCAUUCCAGUCUCAGUUUGGUUUACAAUCCUCCUGGGUGGUGUGAUUUUCACCAUUUAUAAGGAAUCUAAAAAGCCAUUCUCGGACUCCAAACAGACAGUUCUAAUUGUUGGAACGUUGCUCUAUGUAUGCUAUUGGGUUAUGCUUUUGACUCUGUAUGUGGUUCUUAUCAAUAAGUGUGGCAGGCGGAAGAAGGGACAACAGUAUGACAUGGUGCUUGAUGUAUGAUCUUACAUUGAUUGACAUUUGCAAUCACACCUGGGGACACAAACAAAACCUUAGUUCCUGUAAAGACCGUACAGUAUUGUGGCAUCAGAGAAUGCCACCACAGGAGACAUAUCACUGCUGCUGGGACUUGAAACAGAGCCAUUUCUAUGGGUUUAUUUUGAUUCUGCCAAAGUAAAAUGAUACAUCAACAAGAAGAAACUCAGAUGUAACCUGUUAUUUCUAUGAAAAUGGGAAGAAUUCUUUGUUUAUGCACUUUUCCCUUACUGUACAUCUGCCUAACAGUGUUUUGCCCUAUAUACCUCACUAGCCAUGCUUUAUGUGGGUUAUCAUGGAAGAAAGGAUUUUGGAAACUCAAGGAAACGUUCUUACAACGUGUACAACCUAACUUAUGGACUGUGUCGAUAGCUAAUUGUUUUUUAGAAAGGGUUUUCUGUUUAACUCUACCAAAUGAAAUGCCAAAGGAAAUUUUAAGGCCGUUGGCUAUGCUGUAUUUUUAUAUAAUUGUACUGUGUUUUAAAAUUUUGUAUGCCCAUUUUUAAAACAAAUCUUGCAUAUUCUAUAUUUUACUUCUCUGCCAAAAUACACCUGUUCUUCCUUUAUAAAAAAAUAAAAUAAAAUAGGUUCUAAAAAAAAGUUCAAACUUAUAAAACCUACCCAAAAUGUGAAGCUUGGUUGACGGAUGUUGUUCAUGAUAGAAAGAAUAAAAUGUUUCUCUCUCUA